Messenger RNA from Zychaea mexicana, 1148 nucleotides. RefSeq lists its product as uncharacterized. Gene Ontology annotation, molecular function: transcription coregulator activity. The transcript has a single exon. Lineage: Eukaryota; Fungi; Mucoromycota; Mucoromycetes; Mucorales; Lichtheimiaceae. Gene Ontology annotation, biological process: regulation of transcription by RNA polymerase II. The record is from RefSeq and is a predicted model, not a curated record. Gene Ontology annotation, cellular component: mediator complex. The coding region runs from base 117 to 923 and encodes 268 amino acids.
AAGGAAUUCGCAAAGUCAGCACUCUCCUCUUUCUGUCCUUUAACCCUACACUCUACAGCACAUAACAUAUACAUAUACACACUCACGUGCCCCCUUUCACAAAACAAAAAAGAAUCAUGGAUCAUCAACGCCAUGGCCAGCCCAGUCUCGAUCCCAACACAAUCCAAGAACUCGAAGCCUUACGCAGUAAACUAUGGUCAUUACAAGAAACCUUUGCAUCUCAAAUCGCCUAUCUCAAAGAACCAAAAUAUCCAUUUACGUGGCCGGAUCUACUCAACAAGUUCAACAUGUUAACCGCCAAAUUUGCAUCUUUGUCUGAAGAUUUCUACGGGUAUAUUGAAGCCGGCAGCAACGGAACGUUACCGAAACUCAUGUUGCAUCCUUAUGUUCCUACCACGACAGAACACGAGACCAACAUUUUGAGCGUCCUUUUGCGUACAAAGUUGAUUCCCGAUAUUGAAAAGCUUGAAUUGGAGACGCAGGCAGCAUUGGCACGUGAACUAGCUGCUGGUAGUAGUAGUAGUAGUAACGCUAAUGACAGUGAUUCACACCAAUUGAAUCAUCAUGGUGAUGACGAACAACUUAUCAAGACUCGCUAUGAGCAGUGGACGGCAAGACGACAGCGGCAUGAUCGUAUUGCGGCCGAGGCGGCUCAGUAUGUUUUUAACUUGGUUAAUGAUAAUCGCGAAGUCUUUUUACAACGAUACACCAGCGAGGAUGAAGACGACGAAGAGGAUGAAGAAGAAGAAAAGAAACAACAACAACAAGUUGAACAGAAGCCUUGGCAGAAGAUGGGAUUUUCGUCAGAAGAUGUUUGGCGAAGGUGGAAGCUUGAAUGCGCGGUUAACUAUUACAGCAGUGGCAAGGAACAGCUUCCUGGGAGUGACUUGAAAAAGCUGGCUACCAACGUCAAUGCAAAGUGAUCGUUACCUCCAAACACUCCAUUAAACCAUGUAUAUAAAAUAAAUAGCUCUUUCCUUUGCGCAUACCCCCCCCCCACUUCCAUCGUUAAUAUAAAAGGAUUAUUAAGCUGCAUAUGUUGUUAAGUCGCUUUGGAUACAUUGCAUAUAUGCAUUCCCAACCUAAUUACUUAGUGUACCUUUGAAAGGUGCCAAGGUCGUGCCACGUUUUUGAAGAUCAGAGCUGCU